This is a messenger RNA of Castor canadensis (American beaver), 779 nucleotides long. Its product is annotated as RING finger protein 141. NCBI's taxonomy places the organism in Eukaryota, Metazoa, Chordata, Mammalia, Rodentia, Castoridae. The record is from RefSeq and is a predicted model, not a curated record. Gene Ontology annotation, biological process: protein autoubiquitination. Gene Ontology annotation, molecular function: ubiquitin-protein transferase activity.
AUACUCCAAAAUCUUUGCUCUCGGACCACACUCCUACUGGAGCUUGUAUUGCAAUUUCUGGUGUCUCCAAUGUUGCCCCAGCAGGAUGGGAUUUCCCUCUGUUGACAGAGAGGCAGAUGAUUGCAGAAACAGUUGUUAUCAAAAAGUCACCAGAAAAAAGUAGUGAACAUAUCACAUUAGUUUGAGAAAGUGGCUUCUUAACUUUGAAGAAUUUCUUGGGAGAUAGCUAAACUAAUGAUAUAACUGCUAAAGUGGCUGCAGGCAAGGAAAAGCAUCUUCUCUUUGACAAGGUACAAUCUGGGUCUGAUUCCUCUGCCUUUUGGAAAGUGAUGGUACUGGUGGUAUCUAAGAUUAAUAAAAGCAGUGACAUUAUGGAAGCAUCACAGGUCAUGAAUUUGUACCAGUUUAUUCAGCUUUAUAAAGACAUCGCAAGUCAAGCAGCAGGAGUGUUGGCUCAGACCUCCAGCUCUGAUGAACCUGAUGAAAACUCAUCCUCUUUAUCACCUUGUCAGGCUAGCCUUUGAAUGAGAAGGGUGAAGCAGCUGACUAAUGAGGAGGAGUGUUGUACUUAGACAGAUGGGCGAGUUGACCUCAACCUGCCUUGUGCUCACAGCUUUUGUCAGUGUAUUGAUGAGUGAAGCGAUCAACACAGGAAUUGUUUCGCUUGUCGCCUACAAGCAAAUGAACUUUGGGUGGUAUGGGAUGCACCCACUAAAGAAGAUGUGGCUAACUACAUUCUUAACAUGGCUGAUGAGGCAGGCCAGCCUAACUACCUGUGA